This is a messenger RNA of Aspergillus wentii DTO 134E9, 804 nucleotides long. RefSeq lists its product as uncharacterized. The transcript has a single exon. Bases 371 to 619 code for a protein of 82 amino acids. The record is from RefSeq and is a predicted model, not a curated record. NCBI's taxonomy places the organism in Eukaryota, Fungi, Ascomycota, Eurotiomycetes, Eurotiales, Aspergillaceae.
UCGAACUUGAUGGAUGUCUGUGAUCUGAACACUCGGAGUCUUCGCAUCUCUUGAACUAUUCCCAGUUAUCUUCUUCUUUCGUAAAUAAAGAUAUACCAGUCAAAAUCCAUGUCUCAUGUUUAUAUCAUGAGGUAAACCGAAUAGAUCCGAGGUUUGCAAUUCUAGUCUUGAUAUCAUCGAUCUAAUGCUCACCCAUGCAUCUGCAUCCAUCCCAUGGCUCCUCGGACUCGAGAUAUUAUGAUUCCUAUAUACUUCUAAAGUAUUCAAAGCAAGAUAUACGCAUCGGGGUCUGUCUUACCGUUGCUCCCGCCAGUUAGCAAACAUAUCAGCCAACAUAGCAACCACAAAUGCCGCUCCCUUAUGAGUCGCUAUGGCCUGCGAUGAAGCCGGGUAUGAUUACAAAGUAGCCGUGGAACAAGUCCUCCAAAAUGACACCCUUGUCAAAUCCAUCACCGAUAAGACGUUUAUUCUCAUCUCGCCGCCGAGGCUGCUCUCCUGGUCCGCGGAUAAAUCCGUACCGGAAUGGAUGUGGUCAUUGCCGCGAGCAAGGUUCCUUCCUGGUGUUUGGGCUGUGACGGCGCAUGAUUCAUUAAGUCGAACGGGCGAUUCUGAGCAAUAAUGCACAGGUGUUGUGUUUCAGACAGAGGAUAAUUGGUGUAGAAUUGGCAAAGACGCUGGCUUUACAGUGGCUGCGCUAUCAGUUUGAUCUCAAAUCUGCCAGCGGGCAGAAAAUAUCUAUUAUCCAUGUUGGGGAGUUCUUGACUUGGUAUGGUUAGCAAAUAAUGAAUUAACACUUAUCCCAUC